UGUUCUCUUACUUCCUAUCAUAUAAGAUCAAUACGUUCGAUGGCUAAUGCGAAACUGCAUGAAUAAUUAAAUGGAACAACGGAGAUUCUAUCGUUUGUAUUGUUCACCUAUAGUGUUUACGUGUGUCUUUGAGCGUAGAAAGUCUAUUUAUCUAGUUAAAGAUAAAAUCAUUUUUUUCGCAUUAAUACGCACAUGAACAUUGCGUGACUUACAAUCUACACGACAAUCAUAAAUGAUCUGAAAAUAAUUCAUUCAAUAGAUUAAAAAUUUAGUCUCUUGUGAUCUUCCUUUGCUGUCGGUUAGACGAUAUUUUAUUUUCGCUAAGAGUUGUCGAAUCAUUCAAAUUGAAAAAUAGCCCAAUAAUAAUUCAAUUGACAGAUGAACAAAUGGCAUUUAUUGUGCUAUUGAAGAUACUUCUUCUUCUUUUUCUUUUUCUUCCGAAGAUCGCAAGUUUAAUCGAAUUUCAUUCAAUCGGGGAAGAACAAACUUCUUUUAUCAUAGAUAUUUGCAAAUUACACGGAUUGAAAUCUGUAAUACUUUUAUAUGCCGAAUCUACAGAAGAAAUGGAAAUGGCAACGAUGAUAUUCAAAUAUAGGCGGACACUAUCUCGUGAAGGAGUUGCGAGCACCAAUUUGUACUUUUCACAAUUGCACGAAUCAUCGUAUUACUUAAAGCACAUUGUACGACCGUAUUAUAUAGUGGUGAUCUCAAAUUACAACGCAAUGAAUCAGUUCUCAUUAGCAACAAGUACCUUUGACAUGUCUUCAGCUGUGUGGCUAGUGAUAUUCAUUUAUAAGGAAAGUAAUUCCGAUUAUUGUCACAAUCCACCAGGUAAUAUAUUUCAUUUGAAAUUCAACUCUGAAAUGAUGAUCCGUUGUGGUACAGAAAACAUUUUACAAGAAUGGUAUUCGGUUGAUACGCAUCAAAUCGAGAUUAAUGAUGUAGCAACUUGGAGCUCAAAGAAAGGAAUCAAUAAAAUGGUUCCAGAUUUUAUUUACGAAAGAAGAUAUAAUUUACAGGGUUUAAUCAUGAGAGCUACUAUAGUUAAGGGUUCACUAUUCACAAUUAAAAACAAAGAUGGUGAAUUAGACGGUAUAUUUGGUAGAAUAAUAAGAGAACUUUGUGUAGCUCUAAAUUUUAGUUUCAACGUCGUCUCAGAAGUUGAAGAAUAUGGAAGAUGGGAUCCAGAAAGAAAAAUUUGGUCUGGAGGAAUUGCGGAAUUAUAUACUGGACGUGCUGACAUUUCUAUUUCAGAUUUUAUUAUUACAAAUGAUAGAUUGAAAGUCGUUAACUUCACGCUCCCUUUUUUAAACUCCAAAAACGUUCUCGUCAUUCGAGUACCAGAAAAUUUAAGGAUUCAAUUGUCAUCUUACUUUUUAACUUUUACUCUUUCUGUUUGGAUUGCUGUGUUUGGCGUAUUAAUUGCUUCAUCGAUUUUCCUGAUCUUUCUCAAAAUAAAAAAUUUCUCUUAUAAAUCUUCAUUACGAAUAGCAUACUUCUCUAUAUAUCUUUUGGUUAUCGUCUUUUGGGCCGCCUAUUCAGCUGCUUUGAUAAGCUGUUUAAUGUCUGUAAUCAACGUGUUACCAUUUAAUUCAUUAGAGAGCUUCGUUGCGGACGGUACUUAUCAGCUUGCCGCCACUCGUGGUUCGGCUUAUUACGAUAAGUUUGCAAAUUCGAAAGACCCGUUAGCAGAGAAGGUAAUGAAGUUGAUGCUAAAUGUUGAAAAAUUGCCCAUUACCGAUCAUGAAGGAUUCGAAAUGAUUUGUAAAAAUUGGAAAAUAGCAAUCUACACGAGUGACCAAGUGGUCGGUGUAGAAAAUCUGAAAAUACCAUGUAAUAUAAUUUGUAUUGAAACGGGGCAUACAGACAGUUUUGCUAUAAUUUUAUCUAAAUCCAAUCCGUUCAUUGACGUCAUCAAUUUCCAAUUGCAAAAAUUUAUCGACAAUGGUAUAAUGAAUCACUUAAAAGAUACGAUAUUUAAAAAGAAAUCCCAUGAUGUAAUCAAGCAUCAACCGGUUCUUUUAAUUAGCGUUAUGCCGCUUAUUCUCUUCUUCUUUAUUGGCGUCGUUUUGAGUACCUUUAUUCUGAUCAUAGAAAACUAUAUUAUCGUCCACAAAGAAAAGAAUAUUUCCAUGGUAGAUCGUAUAACGUCUAUUAAGUGCUCAGAAUUUUAUGUGAAGAGGAAGAAAUGUAUUAGAUAAUUUGAUAAUAAAUUACGCAGAUCGGAAAUGUGCACAAGUAAAAUACAAUUCUAACAAAAACCAUAA
Vespa crabro (European hornet) is the source of this 2267-nucleotide messenger RNA. Its product is annotated as glutamate receptor 3-like. The record is from RefSeq and is a predicted model, not a curated record. The coding region runs from base 387 to 2201 and encodes 604 amino acids. Gene Ontology annotation, cellular component: membrane. The transcript has 8 exons. Gene Ontology annotation, molecular function: glutamate-gated receptor activity. NCBI's taxonomy places the organism in Eukaryota, Metazoa, Arthropoda, Insecta, Hymenoptera, Vespidae.